Molecule: messenger RNA, 4553 nt
Organism: Frankliniella occidentalis (western flower thrips)
Lineage: Eukaryota; Metazoa; Arthropoda; Insecta; Thysanoptera; Thripidae
Gene: TBC1D23
Product: TBC1 domain family member 23
Exons: 12
Coding region: 110-2272 (720 amino acids)
Biological process (GO): retrograde transport, endosome to Golgi
Cellular component (GO): trans-Golgi network
Source: RefSeq, a predicted model, not a curated record
GUGUUUCCUCCUGUUGUGCGGACACCCUGCUGAUAUUUGACAACCACGAUUACCACGAACACUUUGCCAUCUUAGAAUUUUGACUAUACUGUAGUUUUUCCUCACGAAAAUGGCCAAAAGUAGCGACGAUGAACAGGAAUGGAUGGAUGACUUAGAGGCCUCUGUAUUAAUGAAUGAUGCCAAAACACCCAGUGACGUACUUCGAAUUUGCAAAGGAAAGCCUAUCAAUGAAAAUCUACGACCUAUUGCCUGGCAGAAGUGUCUAGAUGUGGGCCGCAGUGCUUUCCAUGCUCCCCUGAGUGAAAUAUUUGACUUACCUGAACAGAAAUUACUUCGCCAAGACUGUCAACAAUUUGUUGCAAAACUUGGCAAUGAUGACGAAGACAAAGUAUCUGUUAUGUCUGAUCUUGAAACCAUAUUGACAACGUAUCGUAAAAUUAGUAAUAUUUCUUAUGAAAGUGGCAAUGGUUGGCUGGAGCUAUUACUGCCAUUACUUGCCCUUAAAAAGCCUCAAAAUGAAACUUAUUCCCUCUUUGCUGCUCUGCGGACUUUAUACAUUCCAAACGGCUGUGGCCAUAAAAGCGGAGAUCCUUUUCACCUAUUUAGACUUCUGUUAUUAUAUCAUGAUCCGGAACUCUGCUCUUUCCUGGAUACUAAAAAAAUUACUCCAGAUUUAUAUUGCCGAUCAUGGUUCCAGACUUUGUUUGCAGCCAACUGCAAUCUAACAGUGGUGCAGGCUAUGUGGGACGUUUACUUCCAGCAUGCAGAACCAUUCUAUUUAUUUUUCCUUUCAUUAGUGAUGGUGAUUAAUGCAAAGGAACAAAUUAUGAGCUUGGAAAACAGCAGUAAAGAAGUCCUAGUUGAAAUGGUGUGUAACAUGCCCAGUCAACUUGAGCUUGAUGAUGUCCCUGACUUUUGUGCUCUGGCUCACUAUUAUGGACUGAAAACGCCAUCAUCUUUCCGAAAGGAUCUACUUGAUAAAAUGUUCGGGGAUGAGGCUCUUCACAAUAUAUUACACGGAACCAUGAAAAAUAGUUCUAGUUCAUCCACUCUUACAUCACCAGUGGAAGACAGAGAUAUUAACCUCCCGCAGCCUCUUUCUCAAGCUCUUUGCCUUCCUGUGUGUGCUGCUGAACUAGUAGAUUCUGUCUCUUCUUCUGCAUCGGGAGCUCCAAUGACAGAUCAAGCUGACGGGCUCAUUGUGGAGACGGUCCGUUUCUUUUUAGUUGACUGCCGGCCUGCUGAGCAAUACAACUCAGGACAUCUUCCCACUGCUUUCCAUCUUGACUCCACUUUAAUGCUUCAGGAACCUGCAGCUUUUGCAACUGCAGUUCAGGGGUUAUUGUCUGCCAGACGACAAGCACAAGCUGCCGGUUCUGCUGCCGCUGGUGACCAUUUGUGCUUCUUAGGGUCAGGUCGCAAUGAAGAGGACCAAUAUACCCAUAUGGUUGUCUCUUCCUUCCUACAAAAACAGAAGCAAAAUGUUAGUAUGUUAACUGGGGGAUACAAAGCUGUCCAUGAAUAUCUUGGAGAUUCUUUAAGCGAAAAUUUAGAGCAUCACAACUUUAGCAGCUGUUUGGUGUGCAAGGCAAACACUAUUCAACCUUUGGAGUCACCACAAGCACAAACUCCAACUGUGGAUAUUUUUAGCAAACUAAGCGCUGCUGUUUCCAAACUUAAAACUUCAGAAGUCAAAGGGAAAUUGUUGGAUUACAUUGUAAAUCCCGCUGGGAGCUCAGGCAAGCCGCCAGUUGAGAGGCAUGUCCGCGCGACUGACAGGCUGGGCCGCCGGUACCGAAAUGUUGCACCAGUGUUUAGCAUUGAUGAUGACCAGGAACCAUUUGAGACUGCCGGUGCUGGUGGAAAUGAGGAAAAUGGUACUGAUGAAGAAGGACAGCGGGAAAUCAUAAACAUUAGCCAAUGGAGCAAGGAGAAUUCAGUGACGGCUACAUUCCCUUGCCAAGAGUACAAAGUGAACAAUAUGUUUUAUGAUAGUGUUUUGGCAUUGUCGGAAUCCUACAUGUAUGUGCUUCGCCUCGUACCUGGUCGUAAAGGUCAUGCACAGAUUGUAGCAAGAAGGUCUCUUUCUUCAGUUGUUAAGAUAACCUCUCGCAGGAAACAUCCUAACAUGAUUACAUUCAAGUAUGGAGUAUCCCAGGAUGAUGACCUUGUCAUUUCAGAUAUGGAUAGGCUGUUGAUUCCCAACUCAACAGAAGCCAUGAAAACAGUGACCAAGCAAAUUGUAAACUAUUUGAAAACUCAAGAAGGUUAGUCAUUUUGAAUAAGCUAGUAGUCAGUAUUGCUUUCCUAUUAAAGCCCUAUCCCAAAAUAAAAUAGAAACCUUGUUGUUCUUUUUUUCCUCUUUUGUGAUUUUAGUUUCUAAUGUUAUGCAAUGGGUUUCCAUUUUAAAAGAAAUUAUAUAAUAAUUGACAUGUUAUGUUGUGUAAGAGUUAUAGAAAUUAUUUUACUUCCCUUGAGAUUUAGUUGUUACUGAACUUUACUUACCUUUUAUUAAAGUAUCCUGAACUUCCAUGCCUUAUAAUUUUGUUGUUGCCUCAUUAAUAUCUUGUACACUGUAGGUCAUGAUUUUUGUGUGCCUUUAUCUGUGUUCACUGUGAUGAGGCACCUAUUUAUUGAAUCUGUUUUGAGGCAAUUUUUCUCCAUUUCAUAAGUCAUAAAUUUCACCAGUAGAUGACUGACUGUGACUGCUUAUGAUUUCAAUCUGAACUUGCCUAUCUGUACCAUACCAACCACUUGCUGACAAGAAUUUUUUUGUGCCAUGAAGGGUGACAUUUUCUCAUCUCUAGGCAAUUUGUUAAUUAUAACUUUUAAUUAUUUUUUUUCCUGUUGAAUGCCUUGUGUUGCAUCUGUUAUUAUUGUAUUAUGUUGUAUUCUUUAUUUUGUUUUCAAAAUAUCUUUGUGGUAUUUGUGUUACCAGAAAGACACACAGUCUGUUCACUUACUUUCUCCCCAUACAUCACGCUUAAAUCAUUGUUCAUGUUCUUCAUUUGUUGUUCGUACCUCUCUAAUGUAUGGGACACAUUAUGUUCUGAUUUGAGUAAUUCCAAUGUCAAGUAGUCCAAAUGUAUUUUUCCAAUUUAAGGAAGUUUAAAAGCUUCAUCAAUUUUUUAAAACAUUGGAAACAUUUGGAGUUUCCUGUUUUUGUUUCCCUGAUUAUAUUUUGGUUAUUUAGUAACUAUUGAGUUCAAAAAUUGGUGUUAAAGUAAUUCAAAUUAGUAAAUAUUUUUGGUGCCUGUAAGAAAAAUUGUGGAUUGUAAUAGUUACUAUUGUAGAGUAUAAGAAAGACUGUUUGACUUUGUGAGGAGGGGAAACAAACACGAAGAGGGGCCUCACUCACCAUAAGAACUGAUUGCUGAAUAAGAUCAGUUUUGAUUGGUUUUGUACGAAGAGCCCUCUUAUGAUACAUAGGGUAACUAAUUUGUUGGGAGGGAGAAAAGUGAAAAUUUCACAGUAGUCUCCUGACAAGUUUGCAGGUGCUAUAUUUUCUUAACCAAAUAACUGUCCACUUGUUUUGAAAGAGAAAUAUUUUGUGGUCAUGUUUAUAGUUUGCAUCUUUCAAGAGCACAUUUCCAAAAUGUAUUGGGUCUAAUUAAUAGAUAAGUUCUCAGAGGAUGCAACUGUUGUUAAAGAUAGGUUUCCUAGACUGAAAAUUUGUAGUAAUUCUGAUAGAUACAUUAUGCACUUAAGUAGAUUUUACUGAAAGGCCCUGUUGUGUGGUGGCCAAUAUCAAUUUUCACAGGGUUUUAAUUUCCUGAAUUGCCUAAUAUGCUCUCUGCCUUGUUCUUCUUCCUCUGUAAACAGACGAACUUCAUGUUAUCUUCCUUCCUCUUUUGCUUUUCAUGGACCCUCUUCUCCCUUUUAAUGCUGUCCCCCUAUUCAACAUACCUUACAACAGUUAUGAGGUUUAGGGACUGAUACAUUGUAGUAUUAUUUAUUUAUUUUAUAAAAUUUGAGAAAUUAGUUGUGUUUGUGGCAAUGAAUUGUUGUAUGUGGUGAAUAUUUAUUAUAUCUUUGCUGUCCGAUUGUUUUUUACUCCAAGGCAAGGAGAUGCACUCCAUCAUGUUACUAUUGUUUAAUUCGAUUGCAAUCUCUAAAAAGCAAACAAACUUGGAGGUGACAUAGCAACAUAUGGGAAAGCAUUGUUUCAGUACCGUAGUAUUUGUUGAAGAUUCUUUCUCAAACAGUGUCAAAAUAAUUUUUUUUAUUAUUCAAAUCAGAAUGGUCAAAAUACAGUAGCAAUCUUUUCAUUUGGUUUCUUGUUUGUGCCUCUGGGUUACUUUAUUUUUAUUAUCGUCUUGUACUUAAUUGGACAGAAAACUGUUAGUUCUAAUUUUUAACUUACCAGUUCUUCAUAACUGGAUACUGUUACACUGUAGCCUCAUGACUACCUCCUUUCCACGGCAUUUCCACUUUGUGUUAUUUUUGUUUCCCUCAUUUUAGUUUUAUGCCAUACAGACCACAUAGUUUUGAGAACCAAUGGUUUUUACCUGUCUUGUGAUUUUUGAGAAUUAUAUGUUCGCUUGUUGAUUCGA